AUGGACAUAAAAAAAAGCAACACAACAAAAAAUCAAUUUUGUCUUAAUGUCUACCUGUCGAACAAGCCACUUAACAUUCCACUUAUUUGUGCGAGCGGAGAAAAAGAAAGAUCUGAGAUGUACGAAGCCAAAAAGCCUGGAUCUUUUGUGGACGCUUGUAGAGUUGUGUUGUUUGCUUUGUUUUUUGCAUCCAAACGAUAA
Molecule: messenger RNA, 201 nt
Organism: Clunio marinus
Lineage: Eukaryota; Metazoa; Arthropoda; Insecta; Diptera; Chironomidae
Source: the annotation of a GenBank genome assembly